AUGUUAACAAGAUCAACAAGACUACUAAAUAUCAAACAAUCAACACCUUCACUUUUAAGAUACCUAUCAAUUAAAACUUUAUCAACUCCAAAUGAAAAUGCCUUAAAAUUCCAAGUUGAUCAAAAUUUAUUACAAGAUAACACUCCAUCUAUUCAAAUAUCAAAUUCAAAUCAAUCUAUAUCUCCUUUAGCCUCAAAGAUAUUCCAAUACGCAAAAGAUGUUGAUUCUAUAUUGAUUGGCUCAAAUUUCAUCACUAUAAAUAAAGAUGAAUUUGCUCAUUGGAAUCAAGUUACUCCAUUAGUUAAAUCUAUAUUGGAGAAUCAUUUAGAAAAUAAUGAAGAAAUCAUAACAAAAGAUCAAAUCCAACAAGAUGAAUCCACUCAUGAUGAACACUAUGCUACAUUAUCUGAAGAGGAUCAAGAAAUUUCAGAUAUGGUUGCAGAAUUAAUUGAAACAAGAAUAAGACCAACUAUUCAAGAAGAUGGUGGUGAUUUAGUAUUUAUGAGAUAUUCUCAAGGGAAAGUUUAUGUUCAAUUACAAGGUGCUUGUACUAGUUGUUCAUUAAGUGAUGAUACUUUAAAAAGUGGGAUUCAAGGAAUGUUGUCUCAUUAUAUUGAUGGAAUUGAUGAAGUUGUUAAUUUGGCUGAAGUGGAAUUCAAUAAAUUUGAAGAGAAAUUGAGAGCUAAUAAAGAAUCAAGAGCUUAA
Hansenula anomala is the source of this 705-nucleotide messenger RNA. RefSeq names its product Nfu1p (gene NFU1). NCBI's taxonomy places the organism in Eukaryota, Fungi, Ascomycota, Saccharomycetes, Phaffomycetales, Wickerhamomycetaceae. The transcript has a single exon. Gene Ontology annotation, biological process: iron-sulfur cluster assembly. Gene Ontology annotation, cellular component: mitochondrion. Gene Ontology annotation, molecular function: iron-sulfur cluster binding; iron ion binding. Bases 1 to 705 code for a protein of 234 amino acids. The record is from RefSeq and is a predicted model, not a curated record.